Microplitis mediator is the source of this 2400-nucleotide messenger RNA. RefSeq names its product organic cation transporter protein-like. Gene Ontology annotation, molecular function: transmembrane transporter activity. Bases 397 to 1965 code for a protein of 522 amino acids. Gene Ontology annotation, cellular component: membrane. NCBI's taxonomy places the organism in Eukaryota, Metazoa, Arthropoda, Insecta, Hymenoptera, Braconidae. The transcript has 10 exons. Gene Ontology annotation, biological process: transmembrane transport. The record is from RefSeq and is a predicted model, not a curated record.
GCUCUGAGACUCGUCGCCUCAUAUAUAUUUCUCAUAUUUAUUCUAUCGGUCUUAGUUGUACGGGAAACACUCGACGCUCUAUUGCUCUAUAUCAUUUAGACAAUACAAUAAAAAUUUUAUUUUUAAUUUACUAGUAGUGCAGACGAUAUUUUAAACCCGGAAGGUUCGAAGGAGAGACGAAGGAAGAAAAUAAGCGGUUUUGCGGCUGCAUUCUUUUUAUUUUUUAUUUUUCCGUUAGUUCGCCGGUAUCCGUUCUGCAGGUAACACUGAUCGUGCACAUACAUUGUAUACAAGUUGUACACAAUAAAUAAACGGUGUUAUUUUUUAAAGAAGAGUUCAAUUAUAUUUAACUUGUCGGGUUUUUGAAUAAACAUUUAAUUGUCUGUUAGUAAAAAAAUGACAGACACUCCGAAAAGUGAUUACAAACCCCUGGAUCCCAUUCAAGAUGCGAUGGGAAUCAUGGGACCUUGGCAGAUAAUUAUAACGAUUGCGAUUUCUCUAAUAAACUUUCCCGCAGCCUGGCAUCAGCUUUCGAUAGCCGUUCUCGCACCUGGACAAAAUUUCACGUGCAUAUCACCGGCGCCAAUUAAUCCCAAUGAUUCGAUUAUUAAAGCAUGUUUCAUAAAAGUAAAUCAUAGUCUGCCAGCGGUAAAAUGCACUGAAUUUGCUUAUGAUCAGAGUGUUUUUAAAUCUACUAUCAUCAGUGAGUGGGAUUUAGUAUGCGACCGCAAAGGUCUACUGAGUUUAGCACAACCAUUAACACAGUUCGGUAUUCUCGUUGGUAACAUGGGCUUUGGUAUAAUUGCCGAUAAGGUUGGUCGGAAAAUUCCUUUGAUGAUUGCGGUGGUUGUUCAAGCGGUAGCAGGAAUUAUCAGCGUAUUUAUGCCAGUGUAUGAAUUAUUUUUAUUCUUAAAAUUCAUUUCCGCUAUCGCCACUGGCGGUACUAUGCUAAUUAGUUUUGUUGUUGUAAUGGAAAUAGUCGGGAUUGAAUGGCGUUCAAAAAUAUCAACGCUCUUUCAUAUUCCGUUUUUACUUGGAUUCCUAAGUAUUCCAUUAAUUUCAUAUUUAACUGGUACAUGGGAUGGUUACUGGCUAACAAUAUCUAUUCCACCGUUUUUAUUACUAUCCUAUUACUGGCUGAUACCCGAGUCUCCACGAUGGCUAUUAGCUGUCGGUAGAGUUAAACAGGCACGCAAAGUUUUGAUGGAAGCAGCUAGAAGAAAUAAAAUAUCCGAAGAUAAAGUAACCGCGGCAAUUGAAGCUCAUGAAAAUUUAAUAAAUAAAGAUAACAAUACUAAUGUCGACGGCGAUGGUGAACAAAAAACCUACAAUGUUAUUGAUCUAGUCCGUACACCGAACAUGAGGAUAAAAACUCUGUGCAUUGUUUUUAAUUGGCUUGUCUGCGGUAUGGGAUUCUUCGGCAUCGGACAUUAUCUUGGUCAUGUAGGAGGGAACGUAUUAAGUAAUCUCGCGAUUUCAGCCGCAUUCCAGCUGCCAGGUCUACUACUAGUUUACAUUUUAAUUUCGCGCGUAUCCCGUUUAAAAAUUUUAAUAACUUCGAAUGUAAUAUCAGGAAUAAGUUUACUGUUGAUUGUCGCAUUUUAUCACAAUUACACUGUUAAGUUGAUAUUAGUAACGAUCGGUAUUACUGGGAUGACCAUAAGCUUCCCCACUAUUUAUUUGUACACCGGCGAAUUGUUUCCAACAGUUGUGAGGAACAUUGGCUUCGGAGUUUGCAGUGUUGCUUCAAGAUUCGGCAGUAUUGUCGCACCGUUUUUAAUUGUUGCUAUUGAUGAAUUAGCUGAGUGGAUAGUGCCAGUUGUUUUUGGUGUCGGUCCUAUUAUUGGAGCUGGUCUCUGUUACUUCUUACCAGAAACAAUGGAUUGUAAAUUACCAGAAACUAUUGAAGAUGGGGAGAAUUUCAAAAAGAAAAAUACUAGUACUCCACUUGAGGCUGUAAGUUAAGUUGUUAAGACAUCAAUUAAAUGUCUUUAAUUUAAUCAUUUUCAUUAUAAAAUUAUCAUUCGUCAUUAUUAUUUUUUAAUUUAAAUUUCAUUUAUCGAAAAUUAUAUUUAAAUAAAUUUAUAACUUUAAAUUAAAUAAUUUAUAUUUUCUUUUAUAAGUUCUUAUAAUUAAUUAAUUAAUCAUUAAUUAUUUAAAGUAUAUUGUUCAACUAAUAAUUAUCAUUGUUAUUAAAAAUGUUUCCAUGACCAUAUAUAAUUUAAAGAUCGUUAAAUUUCCUACCUCAGUGAAUUUUUUUAAAUUAUAACUUUUAAAUUGUCAAUUUUUUUACUUUUAUAUUUUCUUAUUUAUGAUACCAAGUAUUUAAAAAAAUGGCACUUAAAAGUAUAUGUAUCCUGUUGUUAGUAUGUCAAAAUAUACGCUUAGAUCACGAUAAAA